AUGUAUCAUGACAAUAAGAGUGAUAGGAGGAAGGAUAACCUGGAGAUUUCACUCACUAUUCACCAUUUGACAGAAGAAAAAAAUAAUCUAGAGGCCAACUAUGACAAAUUGGUUGAAGAUGUGCACCAACUGUUCAAUGCUCAAGAGGAUAGGAUGAUAGAUAUGGGGAAGAAAGAUGCAGAGAUCUUCAAGCUGCAGGAGAAGUAUAAAGUCCUUAUGAACCUGAGAAAAUCUCAAGGCACUGUCAUCCAGAACCUGAAGUUCAAUCAUCUAAAAGAGAAGGAAGUGCUUAGUGCAUCCACCAGGAACUUGCUGUUCCAGGUUGAUGAACUCAAAAAAUCUCAGGAAAAGAUCACCCAGGAGAACUCAAAGCUGCUCCUUCAUAUGGGUGAUCUCAAGAAGGGACAUGAGAAGCUCACAGCAAGGAGGGAUCAGCUAAAGAUUCAGAUUGCUGAAUUGUUGAAGUCAGAGGAGAAGAUCAAGCAGAAAUUGAAGGGGAUCCUGGACAUCUUUUCAGAAUGA
Molecule: messenger RNA, 522 nt
Organism: Aegilops tauschii subsp. strangulata
Lineage: Eukaryota; Viridiplantae; Streptophyta; Magnoliopsida; Poales; Poaceae
Source: RefSeq, a predicted model, not a curated record